Messenger RNA from Echinops telfairi (small Madagascar hedgehog), 4372 nucleotides. Its product is annotated as zinc finger protein 605-like. The record is from RefSeq and is a predicted model, not a curated record. The transcript has 3 exons. NCBI's taxonomy places the organism in Eukaryota, Metazoa, Chordata, Mammalia, Afrosoricida, Tenrecidae. Gene Ontology annotation, biological process: negative regulation of transcription by RNA polymerase II. Gene Ontology annotation, molecular function: DNA-binding transcription repressor activity, RNA polymerase II-specific; RNA polymerase II cis-regulatory region sequence-specific DNA binding. The coding region runs from base 156 to 2219 and encodes 687 amino acids.
UUAAUGGAACAAGACCAGAACAAGGUGAGGUCUCAGAGAAAGUGUGCCUUGUUGCUGGUCUUCCCUUGGCCAAAGAGCUCUUACUGUGACUCAGGGCACAACUAGGACACUUAACUGAGUUGGGGUCACUGCCCAUUUCCCGAGAACAGCAGAAAAUGACGAAGUCUCAGGUAGCAUUGUUAUUCAAGGAUGUUGCCGUGUACUUCACCUUGGAGGAAUGGCAGCUGCUGGACUCUGCUCAGAAGGACCUGUAUUGUGAUGUGAUGUUGGAAAAUUAUAGCAACCUGGUAUCAGUGGAAGAAUCCUGGCAAAUUAAUCAUCCCACUCGGCACCAGGAAAACAUUGACAAGCUUGACCCUAUGGAGCGACAGCAGGAAUGUGAUGUGCUUGGAAAAAUAUUUCAUCUGAGGAAAAACUUGGAUAAAUUUCAUUCAUACAGAAAAACCUUUAAACAUAAUUUUAAUUUGCUGUUCAAUAGCACACAUUUUGUCACUAAGAAAACUAAAGAAUUAAAUGUACCUGAGAAAUUAUUUCUUUGUACUACCCAUGAAAACAUUCACCCUGGAGCUAAUUGCAAUGCUUGUAGACGAGCUGCCAGUAAAAAGCCACGCCUCAACACAAAUCGUAGAGAAAUGAAAUUUUACAAAUGCAGUGAAUGUCAGAGAUGCUGUAACCAUGUGUCACAGCUCCUUCUACACCAGAGGAUUCACACACGAGAGAAAUCCUUCAGGUGCAUUGAAUGUAGGAAAGCUUUUGUGUGGAAAAGUCACCUCAUUUUACACCAGAGAACUCACACAGGAGAGAAACCUUUUGGAUGUAAUGAAUGCGGAAGACUCUUCUCACAGAAAUCACAGCUUAUUGUACAUCAGAGAACUCACACAGGAGAGAAAACUUAUGAAUGUGGUAACUGUCCCAAAGCUUUUAUUCGGAAGGCCGACCUUAUUUUACACCAGCGAACUCACACAGGAGAGAAACCGUAUGAGUGCCGAGAAUGUCAAAAAGCCUUUAGUAGUAAGUCUCAACUCACUAUACACCAGAGACGUCAUACAGGAGAGAAACCCUAUGAGUGCAGCGAAUGUGGGAGAACGUUCCCCCAUAAAUCCAGUCUAAUUUUACAUCGGAGAACUCACACAAGAGAAAAACCCUAUAAAUGCAAUGCCUGCCAGAAAACCUUCAUCAGUAGGGCGCAUCUCAUUAAACAUGAGAAAACUCACACAGGCGAGAAACCCUAUGGAUGUGAUGAAUGUGGGAAAACUUUCUCUCUCAAAUUUAAUCUCACAUUACACCAGAGAAUGCAUACAGGGGAAAAGCCCAACCAAUGUAGUCACUGUCGGAAAGCUUUCAUUCGGAAGUCCCAGCUCAUUGAGCAUCAGAGGACUCACACAGGAGAGAAACCCUUCGCAUGCCAAACGUGUCAAAAAGCUUUCACCCGGAAGUCAGAGCUCCUUUUCCAUCAGAAAAUUCACACAGGAGAGAAACCGUAUGAAUGCAGUCAAUGUCAGAAGGCUUUCAUGAGACAGUCAGAACUCAUUUUACAUCAGAGGAUACAUACAGGAGAGAAACCUUAUGAGUGCAAUCAAUGCCAGAAAGCCUUCAGAACAAAGUCCCAACUCAACAUACACCAGAGGACACACACAGGAGAGAAGCCCUACAGAUGCACUGACUGUGGGAAAGUCUUCACACAGAAGUCGCAGCUUGUUGUGCAUCAGAGAACUCACACAGGAGAGAAACCGUAUGAAUGCAGCCAGUGUCAGAAAGCCUUUAGCACCAAGUCCCUACUCACCAUACACCAGAGAACUCACACAGGAGAGAAGCCCUACAGAUGCAGUGACUGUGGGAAAGUCUUCACACAGAAGUCGCAGCUUGUUGCGCAUCAGAGAACGCACACAGGAGAGAAACCAUAUGAAUGCGGUGAUUGUCAGAAAGCUUUCAGCCGUAAGUCACCCCUCAUUAUACACCAGAGAACCCACACGGGAGAAAACCCCUAUGUUUGUAGUGAAUGUGGGAAAGGUUUCACCUGGAAGCCUGGCCUCAGGAGACAUCAGAGGACCCAUAAAGAAGAGAAGCAUUAUGAAUGCACUGAAUGUGGGACAUCUUUUAGUGUCAAGGCACACCUCGGUGCACAUCAAAAAACCCAUAUAAGCAAGAAAUCAUAUGAAUAUAGGAAAAUAGGAAAGCAUUUAGGGAGAUCGUUUCAUCAUGAGAGCACAGCUGUGUAAGAGAAAUUGUUUAUAUCCAGUAGUUGAAUAAAAAUAAUCAUCUGGUCAGGGUUAGAGAACUAAAAUGAGAGAAGCCUAACCUAAUGCAGAUAAUAAAUUAGAUAAAACGUCACAGUACGUGCCAACCCCCAGCCAGUCCUGGGGCUUUGGGGCUCGGCUCAAGGGGAGUCCCUCUGGGACAUGAGGGCGCAGUGAGUGGUGUAACCCUUUGCUGGACAUGCCUACAGAGUAGGGUACGCUGGGCCCCUCUAGGGUUUCCUGUAUGGGCUCCAAUCAAUUUCUUCCCUUUUUCUUAAAAAAAAAAAAAAAGUAACAGUAAGCAGUAGGUUGCAGUUCAUUGUUUAUCAGGACAAUACAUCUAUGAAAGAGAUCUUGUGAGUACAGCAUGUAUGACUGUUUUUACACAGAUGUCAAAGCUUAUAUUGCAGACAACCACUAUAAAUGUUGCAAUUUUAUGAAAACUUCCCUAAAAAUGUAUAAUAUUUUAUAGCAGAGGAACAUAUAUGGGAAAGGAACUAUUCACAUGAAGUGAAUGCUGGGAUAUUUUUAUUCAUUAAUCUCUACUGCUCCAGAGAAUUUACACCUGAGUGAUGAGUAAUGAGAAUAAAACUUCAUUAAAAGUUACACGCAAAAAGGUAUUAGAAAACUUACAUUUUUUAAAAUUAUGGAAAAGGUAUGUUUAACAGAUAAUGCACAUAUAAAUGAAUGUGGGGAUGAUUGUACCUGUUAUUUAGGAAACAUUGACAGGUCAUUGAAUUAUGGAGAGGAUUUCUAGAAAUAAUUUUGUAAGAAUAAGUCAUAUUCUUGUGAAUAUCAUGUUUAUAAAAGAAGUCUUACAGAAGAAGAAAAGAAAGAAAAUAUUACAAUAUACUUUCAAGAUGAAGAAGAGACAGUUCUGCCAUGGAAUAUGAAACUUGUAAUGUCUGUGAGUAAAUUAAGUAAUCAAGACAAAUAAUGAAGUUAUCCAAACAAUUUCAUCUGCAUCGGGGUUGUGCUUUUAGUGUGUCUUCUACCAGAAAUGUUGUGGCCUUUACAGCUUUGUAUGUAAAUAUAAUUAUAGGUAUAUGAAAUGAAUAUAUGUUAUUAGGAUUAAUUUUAAAAUAACAGAAAAGUUGCAAGAAUCGUACAAAGAAUGCUGUAUACACUUCAUCCAGAUUCCUCAAUUGUUAAUAUUUUCCUCACUUGCUUUAGUAUAGUGUCUAUCUCAUUAUAUAUACAUGUAUUAUUUUAUUUCUUUGAACCAUUCGAGAGUAAAUUUCAGGCAUGAAUUUCUUCUUUACUCCUACUUGCUUUAAUGUAUAUUAUAUUAACUUAUGUAAGAAAUAGCACCUGCAACCUUCUCUUUCAUAAACACACUACAACUCUUAAAAUCAGGACUAUUUUUUUUUAAUCAUAGGAAAAUCAGGAAUGUUGAUUCAACACUAUACUCUAUAGAAUUUACUCAUUAGUUAUCAGUUAUAUUCUUUGCAGCUAAGAAAAAUAUAAUAGAGCUUAUAUAUGAUCCAAAACAAUGUUUUGUGUAUAACUGUCAUAUUUCUUUGAUCUCUAAAUCGGUAGUUCUUCAGUCUUUGUUUUUUAUUGAAGAGUAAAGGCCAGUGACUCAAAACUUGAGUUUUCCUAAUGUCUUUUCAUGAUUGAAAGUGUGUUUGUGGCAGAGUGACUCGCUCCGUGCGCGACACUGUCUUCAGUGUGUUGCGUCAGGAGGCAGAUGGUCUUGGUUUGCCCCUUUGCUCAUAGGAUGAAGUCUUGCCAGUUUUUAGGGUGUUUCUUGGCUGGUUUCUCCACUAGUCAUCUCUUUUCCCCUCUGAAAUCAAUAAGCAAUUUGUACAGAGAUAACUUGGGAUUAUGUAAAUAUCCUGUUCUUCAUCAAAUGUCCACUCAUUAUAUUCUUUUCAUUAGUUUUGGCAGCCAGUUAUUAUUAUCUGAAUCAUGUUCUGUGAUGGCUGCACACGUCAUGGUUUUUGUUUUUUAAAAUUUAUUUAGUAUUGAGUAUUUACUGUAAGGAACUUUGUUUAUCACCUAUUUAUUUGUUUCUUUGUCAGUCUCCAUUCAAGGAUUUCUAUGUUGUACACUGGUUUAUGUUCUGUUAAUCUCCUUGUUUAUUAUGUGUUUGUAUAUUCUCAGAUUUCACUAGUACAACCCCUCCAAAUUGA